AUGUACUUCAGCAAGCUCGCCGUCAUCCUCUCCGUGGCCACCUCGGCCCUCGCUGCCACUACUGGCACCGAAGCCGCUCAGAAGCAGAAGCGUGCUCUGACCUUCCAGACGUACAACGACUUCCAAAUCUCCAGCGGUACCGCCGGAAACGCCCUUGCCGAGGCCCAGGCCGCCUUCCCAGUCUCCUCCGACCUCGCCAGUGUCUCUGACUCUGACCUGGCCAUCAUCAAGGCGGCCCGCGAGACGGCCGAGGCCGCCGAGACGGACGCCUUCAACGACGCCGUGGACGCGGCCAGCGGCGACGCCGCCACGGCCCUGCAGAACGGCAAGAUCAAGAACAAGGUCCUCAAGCUCUACCUCGAGACCACGGCCCUGCAGAUUGAGCAGGCCCAGGGCGACGACAACCAGGACAAGAUUGACGCUGAGCAAAAGAAGCUCGACACCAAUGUCGCCCUCGACGAGAAGGCUGCCGGCGAGGACAGUACUGCCGUCAGCUUCACUGACGAUGUUCAGCCUGACAACUAA
This is a messenger RNA of Pestalotiopsis fici W106-1, 525 nucleotides long. RefSeq lists its product as uncharacterized. The record is from RefSeq and is a predicted model, not a curated record. The transcript is spliced from 2 exons. The coding region runs from base 1 to 525 and encodes 174 amino acids. NCBI's taxonomy places the organism in Eukaryota, Fungi, Ascomycota, Sordariomycetes, Amphisphaeriales, Sporocadaceae.